Molecule: messenger RNA, 1371 nt
Organism: Brettanomyces bruxellensis
Lineage: Eukaryota; Fungi; Ascomycota; Pichiomycetes; Pichiales; Pichiaceae
Exons: 1
Coding region: 1-1371 (456 amino acids)
Biological process (GO): fructose 2,6-bisphosphate metabolic process; fructose metabolic process
Cellular component (GO): cytosol
Molecular function (GO): fructose-2,6-bisphosphate 2-phosphatase activity; 6-phosphofructo-2-kinase activity; ATP binding
Source: RefSeq, a predicted model, not a curated record
AUGACCAUACACAAGCACAACGUAUCAAGUACCCACCUAGGGCAACUUUCCUCCCUCUCAAGAUGUGCCAGUUUUGAAAGUCUGGGGAAGGUGGGCUGCAAUUCAUCCGUUACGGGUAGAUCUAGUGCUUCUUUAGAAUCGAUGCUGUCAUCUUUGGCAACCACACCGGAUUACUCACCAUAUUUAAUCGAUACAGAAGUUGGUGACUUACUAAAUGCUGAUGACCUGGAUCUUGUAGGCGCCGAUAUUAUUGACGAUGAUAAAGCUGAGGAGCUUGCACUGGAAACCGAGGAUGAUUACACACCUGACGAUAUACACGAUAUAGAGCGUGUUCCGACCAUGUACUUGAGCGAUGAAGAAAGUGAAGAGCACAACAGGCUAGAAAAAUGCAAAAGUAUGGCCAGCAUCGAGUCGAUCGAUGAGAUGUCAAGAUAUGACCCGAAAAAGUUCAACUAUCGAGAAAAGUGGUUUAUUUGCUUGAUAGGGCUUCCCGCAUGUGGAAAGUCCACUGUAGUCAAACAGCUUAUCAAUUUUGCGUUAAUGAAUACAAUGACCAAGGAUGACGCUGGGGUCAGGUUCCGCUCGUUUAAUGCUGGUGAUAUUAGAAGGAAAUACGAACAUGAAGAGAACACAAAGUUCAGUUUCAACAUGGAUAACGCAAAUGUUCAGGCUGUUCACGAAAAGUAUGCCUUCGAGGCAUUGCGGCAACUUACGGAUGGUCUUGUUAAUGAUACUAUUGACGUUGGAAUUUUGGAUGCUACCAACACAACUAAGGAUAGGCGUUCACGGGUAUUUAAAAAUGUUGAGAAAGUCUCCCGGGAGAGCGGGGUUAAGAUUAACAAGCUCAUCCUUGAAGUCAAGUGCAUCAACAAAUCGCUCAGGAGGUUUAACAUAGACAAAAAGGCUGAUAACCCGGAUUACAAGGGUACACCAAAGGAACAGGCCAUUUUAGACUUCCUCAAUAGGAUUGAGCGAUACGAAAAGGUUUACGAACGGGUUACAUUGGCAGAGAUUCGUCGCCUCCAUGCGAAAUAUUUUAGCAUUACGAACGCAGGAGAGUCCAUUUGUUACGAUUGCGGUUUUGCACAUCACGAUACAAGAUUUCAUCAGAACCUGACUUUCAAAAGUGCGGUCUUGAAUCUGAUAUAUGACUUCCUAAUUUCUUACAGAUGCUUCUUUGCUGCGCCAUAUCUAAAGAUGGUGGAUGACUUUUACACUAAAGGCUACUACAAGCCUAUAUUUAAGUCAUGCUUGAGGAUCAGCAGCCUGCAUGAAAGUACGACUUCGUCAACAACAGAAGCUGCUAAGACUGCCUUUGGGGAAACUAAGGAUAAGUUAAGACCUGUUCUUCUGCAGCACAGGACAAACUGA